CGCUGCUGCCUCGCGCAGGCGCCGCGCGGAGACAAGAUGGCGGCGCCCGUGGACCUUGAGCUGAAGAAGGCCUUCACCGAGCUACAGGCCAAGGUGAUAGACACGCAGCAGAAGGUGAAGCUGGCCGACAUCCAGAUCGAGCAGCUGACCAAGACGAAGAAGCACGCCCACCUCACAGACACAGAGGUCAUGAUGCUGGUGGACGAGACCCGCAUGUACGAGGGCGUGGGGAGGAUGUUUAUUCUUCAGUCUAAAGGAGUGAUUCAUAAUCAGCUCUUAGAAAAACAGAGAAUAGCUGAAGAGAAAAUUAAGGAGUUAGAGCAGAAGAAGUCGUACCUGGAACGGAGCGUGAAGGAAGCCGAAGACAACAUCCGGGAGAUGCUGAUGGCUCGACGGGCGCAAUAGCUGUGUGAAUCCCGCCCGGGAGGGGUCUGGGGGGGGGUGGGUCAACCCUCGCCGCGCCCCCCCUCCGCCCUCUGGGUCAAUAAAAGUUUGCUGGGAAA
Messenger RNA from Colius striatus (speckled mousebird), 503 nucleotides. RefSeq names its product prefoldin subunit 1 (gene PFDN1). The record is from RefSeq and is a predicted model, not a curated record. Bases 37 to 405 code for a protein of 122 amino acids. Gene Ontology annotation, molecular function: protein folding chaperone. Gene Ontology annotation, biological process: protein folding. Gene Ontology annotation, cellular component: prefoldin complex; cytoplasm. The transcript is spliced from 4 exons. Lineage: Eukaryota; Metazoa; Chordata; Aves; Coliiformes; Coliidae.